AUUUGGUCACAUUAUAUUAUUGGAGACUAUUAUUUAAUAAACAUUUCGUGUUAAAUUUCUGAAAUAAAAAAUAAGAGCACAAAUGAGACACGUCCAAUUUCUGGCCCGCACUGUUUUGGUGCAAAACAACAAUGUGGAGGAGGCGUGCCGAAUGCUAAACCGCGUUUUGGGCAAGGAAGAACUUCUCGACCAAUUCCGGCGCACACGCUUCUACGAAAAGCCCUAUCAGGUGCGUCGCCGCGUUAAUUUCGAGAAAUGCAAGGCUAUAUACAACGAGGACAUGAACCGGAAAAUCCAGUUUGUUUUGCGGAAAAAUCGUGUUGAACCCUUUCCCGGUUGCAGUUAGUUGUUAUUUUUAUAUUAAUAAAAUGUAGACAACCUUUAGGAAUUAAAAAAGUGUUUGAUCUUGGCCUAUUCUGUUAUAUUGA
Molecule: messenger RNA, 428 nt
Organism: Drosophila serrata
Lineage: Eukaryota; Metazoa; Arthropoda; Insecta; Diptera; Drosophilidae
Gene: mRpS21
Product: mitochondrial ribosomal protein S21
Biological process (GO): translation
Cellular component (GO): ribosome
Molecular function (GO): structural constituent of ribosome
Source: RefSeq, a predicted model, not a curated record